Pectinophora gossypiella (pink bollworm) is the source of this 2358-nucleotide messenger RNA. Its product is annotated as putative phosphatidate phosphatase. Gene Ontology annotation, molecular function: phosphatidate phosphatase activity. The coding region runs from base 408 to 1223 and encodes 271 amino acids. The record is from RefSeq and is a predicted model, not a curated record. Gene Ontology annotation, biological process: phospholipid dephosphorylation; phospholipid metabolic process; signal transduction. The transcript has 6 exons. Lineage: Eukaryota; Metazoa; Arthropoda; Insecta; Lepidoptera; Gelechiidae.
UAUGUCCUCUUGCGGUUUAUAUUUUUUGUACUUUUCUUUCGAAUUCAAAGAAAAAUAUCGUAUAAACCGCGAAUUUUCUUAUUAUCGGAGCUUUUCUUUAUACUUUAUUAAUUAAUUUAUUAAAAAAUUGUAGAAGUAGCUCAUACUCGUAAUGUUACGACAUGGAAUUGCGCUUAUAUUUCAAGCGCUCGAUUAAAUGAGAUAAUUUGGUAUUGUGUAAAUUAUGAUUAGCGGGAAAAUAAUUACUUAUUGAAUCAUUCUCAACCGUAAAGGUACAGUAUUUAUGAGUCAGAGAUAUAUUACUUUACUCUUUGGUCAGAGAUGACAUCGUCUCAUUAAAACAUACACCUAGUAACAAGUUUUAUUUGAAUUAUAAUUGCGUGUACAUAAAAAGUGUGUAAACUGCGAUGGAUACUUUCAACACGAUCGUGGAGUUCCUGAAUGACUUCGUAUUUUAUGUUCAAAUGAAAUGGAACCAGACAAAUCGGUUUUUACGAGCACUCUUCUUAGUACUGGUGUUUGAGCUUCAAAUCUACCCUACGAGGAAGCUAGGGUUCCGUUGCAAUGACUCAUCACUAUCAUACCCGUUCUACGGAGACACAAUCAGUUGGAAAUGGUUACUGGCCGUUUGUUCUUUGGCACCGUUACUCGUUAUGUUGAUAGUAGAACAAGUAUGCCAAGACAAAGAAAAGGCGAGAAAGCGAUCGCUGAGGUGGUUCAGGGAGUACAUGUUUGGAUAUCUAGUGAACCUAGCAUUUGUGCAAUUCCUUAAGACCAUGAUGGGAUGCCCAAGACCACAUUUCUUUCAUACAUGUCUGCCUAAAGAAGCUCUUACGUGUAAAGAGUCAGAGUUUGUUACCAAGUACACAUGCACGAAGACAAAUUCAGACUGGCUGUACCAGUCGGACCGCAGCUUCCCAUCUGGGCACACCUCGCUGGCCGUUCAUUCAGCUUUAUUCAUCAUUUACUACCUCCACCGUCGGGUACCGAACGCGGCACAUUCAAUCAUAGUGAAGAUACUACAAACCAUUACUUUAGCCGUAGCGGUGUGGUGCGGUGUGUCUCGCAUUAUGGACCGGCGACAUCACAAAGGUGACGUCAUGGUGGGCGCGCUCAUUGGGUUCGCAGUGCUUGUCUACACGACUCACACUUUAUGCAAUAAAUUCAAGUGUCGAAGUGAUCCGCCUACGAAUGACGACGAAGGGGAAAUACCUUUAGAAUAGAAAAAAAUAUAUAAUAUAAGAGAAAUAUUUUAUGUAAAUGAAUGAUAUUCUUACCUAUAAUAGGUACGCCUGGCUCUAUUGUAUUAUUAUUAUUUGUCUAUUGAGAAGGCUCGAAGGCAGCCCGAAUGGCCACUGCGAUCUAGCUAGAUCUAUUGUGGCUGGCUCUAUUACAUACACUACUCUAUUUCAAAGGAUCCUAUAUUGCAAUCGCUUUAGUGGAGAGCGUAACCUGUUAUCUAAGUAGUUAUUUUUUUAUCCAGGAUGUUAGUGACACCGUAACGAAAACUUGGGGAAAAACUCAGACCAUGAUUCUAAGUUGAUAUCUAGUGGAAUUUCCUGUUUAAAAUAAUUUUCAGUUCCAUGUUGUGCUUUAAGCCGCGUAGAACCCAAACUUAAAAUAAAAAUGUCAAAUUAUUGAAACAAUCAAUUCCAGCCACCAUCGCGACGCAGCAAUAACUCAAAAUCUUAAACAUUUCCGACAAGAAAAACAACUACCCUCGUUUUUAGUACAGUCAUGAGCAAUAUAAUGUACCCACUUUAGGACUGUGUCGCACUAUUAUUUGACAUUAAAUGAGACUUACAGUUCAAUUUGUCAAAAAAGUUAAUGUGACAUGGUACCAAGGUGUAUACAUAAUAUUAAUGCUCGUGACCGUACAAUCAAGUACACAUUAAUUUUUUUUUCUUUACUGUGUCCCUAACACCUCGUAAAGGGGUUCUUACAUCUACCUGUCCGACAGGCUAGAGGCGUCAAGGUCUCGGUGGUUGCAAUGGUUGCUCCCAACCAACUCCCGUUUCCCGAUCAGUCGUUCAAUCGGCUUGCCGAACUUCAUGUGACGUCACCAAUCGGGGAUCGCCAUCUUGGCUGCUUACGCGGUACGACAGAAUCAAAUCGAUGUUCGAUUUGCUCCAAUCUGAAUCGGCUUCGUCUUAGCCGGGCCCCUGAUCGUGUAAUCUAAUAGCAAAUCGGCGGGUCGUUACCAUGGUAACCACGAUCUCGAGCGAGUUGGAGUAACCAUGGUAACACCCGUGACCUUGACUCAUCUAGCCAGGCAGGUAGGUGUAAUAAGCCCUUAUACUAAGUGUAUCUGUCUGUGUUAAAAAGUUAGUGUGCGCUCUCCUAGUGAGAUGGCUGGUG